Molecule: messenger RNA, 1155 nt
Organism: Tetrahymena thermophila SB210
Lineage: Eukaryota; Ciliophora; Oligohymenophorea; Hymenostomatida; Tetrahymenidae
Exons: 11
Biological process (GO): nucleocytoplasmic transport; activation of GTPase activity
Cellular component (GO): cytosol; nucleus; perinuclear region of cytoplasm
Molecular function (GO): GTPase activator activity; small GTPase binding
Source: RefSeq, a predicted model, not a curated record
AUGUUUAGUAUUUUCUAUUUCAACGAUUUAGAAAAUUUUCUAAGUUCUCCUUUAUCAUCUCAUGUUUAACUUCAUAUUGAUUUAAUGAGGUAAAAUAUUGGAGCACCAAACAUAACAACUUUGGGAUCUGCUUUAGUAAGUUGUAGCAAUCUUAAGAUCUUAGAUCUCUCACUUUCAAUAAAUAAUUUGGGAGCUUAGGGUGCACAAGCUUUAGGAUAAUCUCUAAAAGAUUGCUCUAAUAUCUAAGAUUUAACUAUUUCUUUAGAGUAUAAUAAUAUAGGAGCAAAGGGUUCUUUUGAACUUUGUAAUGCCUUAUCUAACUGUCUUAAACUAUCUAAUUUAGUACUAAAGCUUGAUGUAAACCAAAUAGGAGCAAAAGGUGUCAUUAAUUUAUGCUAAGCUUUAACUAAAUGUGCUAACCUAUCUACUUUAACUCUUUUAUUAAGGUUUAAUCAGCUAAAAGGAGAGGGAGCUUCAGGUUUAGGUUCUAUUUUACCUAAAUUUACUUCUCUCUCUAGUUUGAAGCUUGGGCUUGAAGUAAACGAAAUAAAUGCAAAAGGGGCUUAAAGUUUAAGCCUAGGUUUAGCAAGCUGCUAAAAUUUGAGACAACUAACUUUAAAUCUAAUAGAAAAUAAAAUUGGUUCAAAGGGUGCUUUAGAUUUAUGUUCUGCAUUAGAAAAAAUCUAGAAUUUGUCUACAUUAAAUUUAGAUCUUUCACAUAAUUAAAUUGGAGAUUAAGGUUCAACAAAUAUAGGUUUAGGUUUAUAAAAUUGUAUAAAACUUUAUAACUUAACUCUUAGUCUCAAUGGUAAUUAAAUUAGAAAAUAAGGCUCAUUAAGUUUAAUAGAUUCCUUAAAUAAUUCCAAAAGUCUUUAUAUUUUAAAGCUUAUUUUAAGGUAAAAAAUUAAUUAUUUAUUAAUAAAAAAUAAAAAGAAAAAAAAAUAAUUUUAAUUUUAUGUAUUUUAGUUUAAAAAUCUCAAACAAAGCAAAAGAAUUUGCUAAAUUACUUUUCAUGAAUAUUUAAUAUUAUUAUAAAAAAAAUAUUCUUACAUAUUUAACAUUAGAUAAAACCAAUUAGAUUAGGAAGAUGAACUAUUACUUAAGAACAGAAUUUACAAAUUGAGAAAGUUAAUAGUUUAAUCUAUAGCUUUUUGA